AUUUAUUUUAAAGAUCAGUAUAUAUAUAAUAUUCAAUGUAUUUCAAAUAUCAAAGUUUUUGUCAGAGUAAUAGCGACUUGUGUACCGUGUUUCGAUCCAUAAAGUUCGUCCGGAGAUGCGCUUGCGCUCUCUCUAAAGAUUGGUACCUGCGCUUUGGAAGUCGUCUACGAGCUGAGUCCUCGACGCGUUUUGUUUGCUUCCUGGUCUCAGAUAGGAUCAACAACAAAGUUAUGAAGGUAUCCUGAAAACACAGAUGCUCUUUUGAAAUGAGUCUCUCAUCUUUGAAGCCAAUCUGACGUACGUUAGUUUCUGGAGAAGGAACUCCAGGAAGUAAUCCGGGCUUAGUCCUGAAUAAGAUGACGUUCUCGAAUCGAUUCACAAAUAUAUUAAUCUUUCUUCUUUGGACCGGCGUGAUAAAAUGUUACAAUGUUCCCUGCACAUUCAAUACCAUGUGCAUGUGUUGGGUCCAGGAUGAUGAUGAUGAUUUCACGAAGAUGGACAUCAGUUGCAUGGGAGUUCCAUUCGCACGAUUUCCUGAUGUAUCAGUAAGCUAUGUGGCGCAAUUAGAUAUUGCUGGCUCCGGGAUACAAGUGCUGGAUAAUGAUGCACUUGCGAGUUCCGCCGGUGUCGAAGCUCUGGGAUUGAUGAGCAACCGGUUAUCCAGCAUAAGUGAUAAAUCUCUAUUAGGUGUUACGGACAGUCUACGUUCAUUGGAUCUAAGCUACAACUCUCUCGAGGAUGUGCCUUUCAAGGUUUUUCGCGAUUUAAGAAAAUUAAAUUGGCUCAACAUGCACAGCAAUCAUCUAACAUCGUUGGAUGGCGACUGGGGUCGCACCAGAGAGACUUUGACGAACGCAUUCUUCGGGGAUAACUCGAUUACUGAAGUAUCUAAAAUCUUUUCGAGUUUUGCUGCGCUGGUAUGGUUGAAUCUGGAUAGCAACAACAUCGAGAAGCUCUCCGAGGAUUCUUUGCCACCAAACAUGCACACCUUGAGCAUCAACAAUAAUCUUUUGAAGGAAUUCCCGCAGUCUUUAGGAGGUUUGAAAAAACUUACCUGGCUUUAUAUGAGAGGAAACGAUCUCAAGUAUCUGGAAUUACCGGAUUUCCGUAGUUCCGGUUUGGAAUUGAUCGACGUUAGCGAGAAUUCCAUCGAAUGGAUAAAGACACCUACCUUGAGCAAUCGUACUUUAAAGGUGAGGGACUUUAAUCUCGCCGGAAACAAAUUGGCCUCAUUGCCCGGCAAAAUGUUUCAUCAUCUCGAAACGAGAAGAAUCCACUUGUCGUCAAACAAUAUCAGAAAUGUUGACAGCGAAGCCUUUCACGGUCUGGAAGAUAUUGUCGAAUAUUUGAAUCUCGAAAACAACGAUUUGCCGGCGGUGCCGAGCUCAGUUAGUCGAUUGAGAACAUUGUCGUACCUUUACUUGGCUAACAACGAGAUUAGAAAUAUUUCCGGUGAGGCCUUUCAAGAAUUUGCAGAGCAUCUGAAGGCCCUCUCUCUUGCGACUAACAGUCUAGAUGCAGUGCCCGUGGCUGCUUUGUCCAGAUGCCAGAGGCUACUGCACCUGAAUCUCGGUUAUAACAAGAUCUCUCAUGUAGAAUCGGGUGAUUUCGAAUGGGCCGAGGACCUUGAGAUCCUAUUGCUCAGGAACAAUGUCCUGACGAAACUGAAAGCUGAGACCUUCAAGGGAGCCGGCAAAUUAAAGGAGCUCAGCUUAUCCUUCAAUCACUUAACGGAACUUGAUGAUGACUGCUUUGUUGGUAUCGAGGAGAGUCUGGACAUUCUCGAAUUGAGCUUCGCCUUCGCUACAGAUAUUUUUCCUCAACGUGCGCUCAGGCCACUCUCAAAUCUUCGUUGGCUUGUAUUAGACAACAAUAAUUUCCAGACAAUCGAGGCGACCGCCUUUUACUCCUUCCAACAACUACGUUAUAUUAACAUGGAAUCGAACAGACUGCAUUAUUUACCUGAGAGGAUAUUUCUCUCAAGCGUACAUCCGGAAUUAAGAGAUGUCAAACUGGGAUACAACUUCUUGGAGGCGAUCCCAGAAUCAAGUUUUCAUAAUUUGACUGAACUGUUAUCCCUUGAUUUAACCGGCAAUCGAAUAAAAGUCUUGACAUCCGGCUCCAUUAUGGAUUGUCCGAAGCUAGUUACCAUCUCGUUAGCUUACAACAGAAUACACAAGAUGGAGAGAAAUUCCUUGUACGGCUUGUCCAGCUUGCGUUUCCUUCACUUGGAAUUCAACAAACUGACUGUGCUGGAUUUGGCUGCUAUCGCGGAAAUUGGUGGCCCCGACUUUGCACUGAAUGUUUCCUAUAAUGCAAUCGCGUACGUCGACUCGGGAUCCACGAUGAACAAUCUUACCAGAUUGGAUCUUGGAUUUAACAAUAUCAGUCAUUUAUCAGCGGAUACGUUUUACGGAACGCCCGAUUUAAAAAGCUUAAAUCUACGGAGCAAUUUUCUCACAACGAUUGAUUCAGGAACAUUCGCGUUCCCUCAUUUGGAAAUUCUGGAUCUAAGUGACAACAAGAUAGACACGUUACGUAAGCAAUCUUUCCACGGUUUAGAAUCUCUUCAACGGCUGGACCUCGGCGGAAACGAAAUCAUCCAGCUGUCAACCGAACAAUUUAGAAACCUCAAAAGUUUGAGGAUUCUAAAUCUCUCGAACAACAAGAUUCGAUCGUUACCGCGAGACGUUUUCGAGGGUACUAGACUAGAGAUCCUCGACCUUAGUCAUAACAAAUUCACCGUCGUACCGUCAGCAUCAUUCUUAGAAGUCGCCUACACUCUGAGAGAUCUCAAUAUGGCGGAAAACUUUUUAGAUCACCUUGACUCGACCGCUUUUCCGACUUCUCAUCUAGUAUCCCUGGAUCUCGCGCAAAAUCGUCUAAGUAUACUGCCAGAUAAUUCAUUCGUCUCCUUGGGAAAAUUACUCAGCUUAAAUGUGUCUCAGAAUAUUCUUCAGGCAAACUUCAAAGAGUUGUUUCAUUACUUGCCAAAUCUUAGGCAACUUUACAUGGCUAAUUGCGGCCUUAGAAGCGUACCAUUACUGCCAUUGACGAAUUUAAAUAUCUUGGAUUUAUCUUUCAACAAUGUUGGCGAAACCGCUGACAAGCAGUUUCAAUAUCUAGAGGGUUUAAAGAUUCUUUUGUUGGUAAAUAAUUCAUUGACAUUAAUGCCUGGUGUUAGAUUGAACUUGUUGAGGGAGCUCGACGUAUCUGGCAAUCCUAUCGAGGAACUGACGAAAGAUAGCUUCUUGGGUUAUCCGAGACUAGAAAAAUUAAACUUGAGGAAUUUAAAUCGGACCAGAUUAGUGGACAGGGAUUGUCUUCGACCUUUAAAAUAUUUAAAGCACCUGCGAAUUCAAACGUGGCCUCAAGCCGACGGGUUUCAUCUGCGUCACUUGCUGUCCGGACUACCUCUUCGAACGGUCGAGAUUCAGGUGACGGAACAUUUGCUAAGACAUCAAAUACAAAAUGUCUUUACAAAACAAUUGAGAGAGUUGACGAUCACCGGAAGCGACCUUGAAUUGAUCUCCUCCGAAGCAUUCUCCACUAUCGAAGGCGGAGAAUUAAUAUUGAGAAUCAAAGACACGCACGUUCAAAGACUUCAAUCGGAUAUUUUUCUAUCGUUAACGAAAAGAUUGUCGCAGCUUACUUUGGAUCUAAGAAACAAUCAUAUCAACGAAUUGAGUCCGUCGAUAAUUUACGGAAAUCUUUCUUGGGAGACUGUUGGGACCAAUAUGGUGGCUGGGGGACUUCAGGUAUCCGGGAACCCGCUCGAAUGCGACUGUGAGAUUGCGUGGCUGAGUUUAUGGCUGCGCAGAUGGCUCAGAGAAUCUCGACAGAUUCAUACAGCAUCGCAGUCCGAUGCCAGACAACUAAGGACCAUAGCUGGCCGAGCUGUAUGUACGGAAACAACCCCGUCUUAUUCUUCCGAUAAGGUCUUGUUAACCUUAGGAACUCCGCACACCGCUUGCCAAGCGUCCGCCCUCAGUUCGGGAAAUUACGAACGACUGGCGACAGCUUGGCUGGCCUUCAUCGAAUUCUUCAUCUUCGUUUUCAUUGCUAAUUAACGGCGAGUUCAUAUUACGACGAAUAGUUCUUGGGCCUAGUCUUUUUAAAAAGUUAAAAGUGAUUUUUUAUGUAAGAGAUUAUCAAUAAAAAAAAAAAUAAAGUUGAAUAAUUAU
Molecule: messenger RNA, 4184 nt
Organism: Formica exsecta
Lineage: Eukaryota; Metazoa; Arthropoda; Insecta; Hymenoptera; Formicidae
Product: chaoptin
Exons: 10
Coding region: 357-4070 (1237 amino acids)
Molecular function (GO): protein binding
Source: RefSeq, a predicted model, not a curated record